AUGAAGACUUCCCUAGCAACAGAGUUUCGUAAACAGCAUCCACGUCCUCUGGACCCAGAAACAACCAGCAAAAUGUCUCAAGAGAACACGGAAGAUGUACAAGUUCCAUCUGGAAACCUAUUUCGAAGACGUACAGAACUCGAUGCACAGAAAAUCCAAUCUCGCGCGCCUAACGACGAAGAGAUGCAACAGCCGACAAUGCCUUCAUAUCCAAACGCGAUAGGUAAAGCGUACGCGUACAGGGUUACAUUCAUUCUUGACCCGUCUGAAGGAGUCGACAGGCUUAAACACAUGUUGUUAAAAGCUGCUGGUCACAAUCUUGUAUCAAGGCAAACCAAUACGGAGUUGGAAUAG
Paraglomus brasilianum is the source of this 354-nucleotide messenger RNA. NCBI's taxonomy places the organism in Eukaryota, Fungi, Glomeromycota, Glomeromycetes, Paraglomerales, Paraglomeraceae. The record is from the annotation of a GenBank genome assembly.